Anneissia japonica is the source of this 6832-nucleotide messenger RNA. RefSeq lists its product as uncharacterized. Bases 8 to 2731 code for a protein of 907 amino acids. The transcript is spliced from 24 exons. Gene Ontology annotation, molecular function: ubiquitin conjugating enzyme activity. NCBI's taxonomy places the organism in Eukaryota, Metazoa, Echinodermata, Crinoidea, Comatulida, Comatulidae. The record is from RefSeq and is a predicted model, not a curated record.
CACAUUAAUGUUGAAGAUGGCGGCUUGCCCGAAUUCUUUGGAUGAGAAGUCCAAGUUAGAAGAAGAAUUUCAGACAUGGAAUGGACUCACAAAAGACCCUACUGAGACUAUAAUAAUGAUUGAUAGCACUGAGGAUAAAUCAGGGUGUGUAUGCCUCAACCUGCUUCUAGCUGGACAACAUGAAUUUCAGCUCUUUUGCCCAAAAGGCUAUCCAGGCUAUAACGCUUUGAGUAGGUUCAUUGUAGAUGCUGGACAAGACAAGUCCAACUGGGAAAAAUCAUUGAACCAGUUCCUUAAAGAUUGUAAAAGAAAACUUUUCCUGACAGAUGUCCUAGACAAGGCAUUGAGUUUACAUAAGAUUACUCCUUGUAGGCUGACAAAAUUAGAACAGAGGGACUGGAUAGGAGAGGCUACAGAUUCAAAAGACUGGAUAGGAGAUGCUACAGAAAUGGAACAGAGAGACUGGAUAGAAGAAGCUACAGAAAUUGAUGAUGAUGAAGAUGAAAUGAAUCCUACUGAUGAUCAGGAUUUGACAAUGCUGGAUGAUGACUCAUACUUCACAACAGACUGGGAGUUGCAAGUUACAAAACUACGAAAAAAUUGGGCAAUGAAAGAGAUAGAAAUCAGAGAAGCGAUGAAGAAGCAGGUAUCUAGUUUGAAUGCCUCGCCCAGUCAUAGCUUGAAUGUGUCGUUGCCUUCAUCAUCAAGGAGCACCCCCCACUCAUCCCCCUCUGCAGGUAUACAAUUUCUCUUUGGCCUACUGACCCCCCUCCCCAUAGGGAUCAGGUGCGAUCAUGGACCGCGGGAUUCAAUGAUGCAGCGCGUGUCAAACCUGGAUAUAUUGAAACUGUCAUACUGGAAUCCAACAAAAGAUAUGAAGACAGUGCUAACGGAAAUUAGAGAAUAUUUGGAAAAAUGGGCACGAGUGGAUGUUGAAAGUCCAAGAAAUGACCCAAAGGUUUACUGUCAGGGAUCCUACACUGAUAUAGAACAUGAUCUACUUAAGUUGGCAUUGGAGACCCAAACAAAAGCAAAAAAAGCAGACGAUGAGAAAUCACUUGAGGAGAGUCUACGAGAGCGAGAGACUCUUGUGAAGCUGUUACAGUCAGAAAUAUCACGGCAGGCAAAUGAGAUAAAUUACCUACGCAGUCGUCAUCAAGGAUCCAGAAGGGGAAAGAGUUUCUGUAGUAGUGAUCGACCAGGGGAACGAGGCAAUGAAUACUGGCAAAAAGGAAUUGGUUAUGGGCACAAUAAUAGACCUGGUUGGGAUAUCCAAGCUUUUAUAGCUGCACAGAAGGAGAAAGAUAAACAGAUUGUUGCAGUGUUAAAUGAAAUUGUGGUACAGCUUCGAAACAUCUGCUCUAUCCAGCUGCUGUCAGAGUCAUCCGAGGGGCAAGACAAGACACAAACAGUCUCCCUCACAGAUCUCUAUGCAAUAAUUGAGGGCUCAGCAUUGUUAACGUUCAUGGAGGCCAGUUUAAAGGAUGUGUCAUUCCUAGAAAUUUGUCGGCACACAUCGCUGUACAAGGUUAUUCUUGACAUCAUUAAAGAAAUUGCAUUAAGACCUAAAUUGGUUGGCCUCCUGAGCAAUUUACCUAAUCAAGAUAGGUCCAUCAGUCAGCAUUUAUCAGUACUAGAAAGUAGCGCAUCAGGUGUUCUUCAGCAUGUUGACAAGAUUGGAAAUGGCAGCAUUCCGAAAGACACCGAUGUUAAGCGAAUGAAGGUGGAAGAAGGAUCCAAACCAUCGCUUCUUAUGAUGGCAAUAUCCUGUGGAAUGAUAGACUCAGAAGAAAUGAAAGAAAAGACAGAGGAGGAGUUACUAAUGGAGAACUACAACACAACGGUUGCUGGUGAAACUUUAGCGCGGCAAUUCCUCUGUGUUUCCCAUCUGGUACGGACAAAACUAGAAGAUCUUUCAAAUUCUACAAGGCAUGAGACGCAAAAUACAGUUAAUAAAGAAGAUGUCAAAGCCUCCAAAGAAGACGUUUUAUGUAAUGCUAAUAGUUCACUUUGUAAUGGUCAGAUUUGCAGUGAGCCAGCAGAUGUGUCUGUCAGCUCUGAUGAGGAUUCAAUGAAUGAGAACCUGGAAGAAUUAUAUUUUCAGCAUUUAAAACAUUUACAGUUUAUGCCCUUUACAUUUACACAAACAGGAAUUGGUCGUAACUUGUACAUGGGUCAACUUAACAAACAUACUAAGCCACUUCCAUCUCAGAUAUUCCGAAUCGCUCAAGAACUUUCAACACUAUCCACCUCAUUGCCCUUCUCUUUGUCAUCAACAAUAUUUGUGAGAACAGAUGAAGAAAAAGUGAACCUUAUGAGGGCGCUAAUCACUGGGCCGGAAGGCACUCCGUACUCUGGUGGAUGCUUUCUCUUUGACAUCUACUUCCCUCCAAGUUAUCCUAAAGGACCUCCGAUGGUCAGCAUACUUGUAAAAGUGCGCAUGAACUGCAUGAAGUGGGCAAUGAUCAAUUAUUUAGACUUCCCUCCACCUGGCUUUGAAGAGGUCAUUACGAGGCAUUUCUACUUGAAGAAAGACAGGAUACUUAAGGAGGUUGAACAAUGGAUGAAAGAAGAUUCAAACUCAAAAUUCAAGAAAUGUUGUGAGAAAUUCAAGACAGAUUUUAAAAUGAAAGUGAAAAUCCCACCAGAAAUGCAACUCAAAGAAAAGAAAGUAGAAGGAGAAACAAAUAAGGAACACAACUGUAAACACAACUCAACACAUGAUACAUGAUGUCUGCUAUAUGAAUGUGAGCAAAUAAUUUGAGCUGCUUGGAGAACAUUAUCCACUCAAAUGUAUGACUGACUUGUACAAAUUCAAACUGAAUCCAAUUUUGUAAUAUCUGUUUCAAAAAUAUGCACAAUAUCAUGCUAAGUUGAUAGAGUUCAAUUAUUGGAAUAUAAAUAAUAUGAGAUAAAUAACAUUUACUUUUAAGAAUCCUGUUACUCCUCUCAUCAUCUGCAUUCAUAUGCCUUGCAAAACAAAAUCCUUUGUUUCUAGUUAUCAUCCAUUCUACUUACAUUUUGUUCAAGUGCUUUUGCAAAUAUGUGUUUGAUGUAAAUGAGAGGGUUUAAGAAAAACCUAAACUAGUAAUAUAUCCCUACAUGAGUGUUGUAGGUAAAUAAUACUAGUAAUGAUCCCUCACAUGAGGAAAUUAUGAUUUAAAAAUUUGCUGCUACAUGCAAGUAUUUGUAGUAAAUUUUAAACAAUGUAUAGUUCAAGAUCCUGUUUGUUAAGCACUUUGAUUAGUUUGUUACAAAUUGCCCGGUGUGUUCUCUCUCAGUGUUUCUAUAUAAUGUACAGACAUUGAAAUCAGUCCGUUGUUCAGUCGUUCAAUAAAGUGGUGUUCCUAGGCUGAAAUAUUUAAAUGUAAAUAGGUACAAGAUAUUAUGCCUGGCACAGACAAGACAGCCCUGGGUCUGCAUAAUAAGUUGGAUUGCGAUCUUCACUAUUAGUACGCAUAAAACUACAUUAACUUAGAAAUUGUAAAUUGACGUCCUGAGACAGAACUUAUUAGUCUCAAAAUAUAAUGUUCACUAAAAAAUUUUAUUAAACUAUAUCAUUUGUACUGUAUGGUAUUAUGUGGUUAACAGAUAAUGCAAAAUUGGUAUUCUGCAAUUUGUGCUGAGUAUUUGGUUGUAGAUUGGACUACAGUAUUCAAAUCACAAAUACAAGAAAUUUAAGAGGAUUUUAGAACAAUCAUGAAUUUAUGGUUAAUAAUAGUUAAGUAACCAGAAAUGAAAACGCACCUGUCAGGUAAUCUCAUAAUUUGCAUACGAACAAGCCCACCUUUACCUAAGCUAGAAUUUUUUAAAAAUUUACAUGCAAAAAUAAUGUUUUUAUAGUGUGCUCUCUAGUUUAAAUAUUGUAUACAUCUCUUAGAGUCUCAGAAAAUGUAACAUAAAUCAGUCUUCAGAAGUUGUGUUAUAAAAUAUAAUUGUUCGGUGCUACUAUCGAUUAUUGUAGUUGUGACAGCCAAUGUUCUGGAAUGUGAGAUACAAGCUCACUUUCCACUGAACUAUCUCUUAUUUUUACAAUUUUUUUUUACAUCACUUCUUAAAGUGUUUGAUAGUUGUAUAUUAACAUAAACAAUUAGUUUUUUUAGUAAUUGCUUAAAGUUAUUAUUCAAAGAAAUUGUCAGCAUGUGUUGCCUUUAAUUGUUUCCUCUCUAUUUGUUACCAAAAUUUUGGCUUUUUCUGCUUAUUGUUUGUUUUUCUCCAUGCAAAGUGCUUAGAGACAAUUUUUGUAAAAACUUUAUUUUAAAUAGUUGAUCUGAGUAAUCUCUAUCAAUAUAUAUUGAAAUCUAUACAUAUAAAAAAUCAGAAUGUAAAAUAUUGUAAUAUAUUAGAAUAUAUUAAAAUAUAUCAAAAUAUUUAAGAAUAUAUUAAAAUAUAUUGGAAUAUAUUAUAAAAUAUCAAAAUAUAUUAGAAUAUAUUAAAAUAUAUAAAUAAUUCAUUGGUAGCACAAAAGAAUAUGCUAUUGAUAGAAUAUAUUAAAAUAUAUUGAGUUGUCAGUUGGCUAAUGGAACCAUAAAUUGAUGGUGAAACUUUUUAUUAGUAAUAUUUUAGUAAAUUCCUUGUAUUAAAAUUAAGAAAUUUAAAAAUGUAUGAUAUGAUACACACUUAUUCAUUGUCUUUUGACAAUGCUGCAGGAACGAAGUUCUUGUUUAUAUAUUUUUAUUCAAGCGACGACAUUUAGUUUGUUUUUUAUAAUCACUACUAUACUGACAAGUACGGUAUAGUUUAUUGAAAAGUAUGUUGUUUUAUAGUUGCUUUAAAAAUAAUGUUAUUGUUUUUGAUGUGCAAUGUUAAGAAUUGUUUUUGUAGAACAUUAUGCAAUAGGGUUCAGAGAGCACCUGAUUUUUUAAAUAUUUUUUUGUUGUUUUUCAUCUAAAAACUUUAUCGUAGUUUUAUAAGAUAAGUUCACAAGCUAUGGCUGUGUUGCAUGUUAUAGGCUUACGUCAACCCCAGGUGUUUGCCUACUGGUAUAGAGGUGUUCACCACUCACACAGAACAAACAAUACACCACCCUCAUAGCUCAUUUAGCAAUAGUGUACAGUAAAUACCAAAAUUUAAAGAGAAAAAAAAAGAAUCUAAACAGAUAAUUAAUAAUCAUUAAAUUAAAAUCAAAAUUUAAGAGUUUUCCAGGAGCAAAGACAAACUUCAUUUAUUCAUCCAUCAGUUCGUUCAUCCAUCCAUCCAUUCAUUGAUCAUUCCAUUAUCAUUCAUUCAUUCAUCAUUUAUUCAUCUGUCAUUUACUCAUUUAACAUUUAUUCAUUCAUUUAUUUUUACAUUUUAAUUAUUCAUUCGUGUGCUGCUCCUACUGUAUGUGUAGGAAUCUCAAGACUACAUCACAGUUUUUAUGAUGUAUUCCAUUUUACCAUUAUGGUACAGUAUUUAUUUUCAGUUACUCUAUUGACAAAAAUUUCUCUUCUUUUACAAAGUUCGUUUUUGUGACGAAAUAUUUAAUUAUGAAUAGUAAAUAGGUUUUUUGGCUUUCAUAAAUACCAUGGCAUAAUUUUGUUUAAAAAGUGAAACCAUCUGAAAACCAUUGUACAAAAUUUGUUGAUUCAAACGCAAUAUAUCAAUAUAAUUACCUAUAUUGUGUCUUCAAACAUUUACAGACCUCUAGCAAUUUAGGGGUUUUUUCGCUCAAUUGUUUAUUUGAAAGUCAUUAUCUUGCCUGUCAUCAAUUUUACAUAUUUUUAAACCACUUGUGUUAGCAAAAUUGUUAUGUGCAGUACACUUAGAAAGGCUUUUUUUAUUAUCAGAAAAAUAUGAGAUUAUACGAUUUCUUUUUUUUUUUUUUUUUAAGUUAAUGCUGGCCUAGCUAGCCUUAUUUAUAAAAGUGUUAGUUAUUUGUUUUUAUAAAGUAUUCUGUAGAUUUUAAAUGAUUUUUAUACUAUAAUUUAUUAAACACCAGCAUGAAAUGCUUCAGUUAAAAAUAUCACUUAGUAUAUGUUUAACGUUAUAUCUCAAAAAGCUCCAAUGAAGGCAGUAGGGUAUAUCUUAAUCAGCAGAGGAUGCUCGUAGUGCUCCUCAUCGGAGCUAAAACACAGGCCUACACUUGCUUAUGUACUUUACAUCGUUGUUAAAAUCUUAUUGAUUAUGCAGUGAUUUGAAUUAGGCAUAAACACGAUACCAAUAGAUUUUUUAAUCAAACCAGAGGUGGCGCCAGGUUUUGCCCGACGGGGGGAAGGGGGGGUCCCUAUGUUCCCGACGGGGUGGCCGAUGCCCCAACAAGGGGGAAGAUUUCCCUGACGAAAGCAAAGUGGGCAUGUUCGAGCUUUGCAUAAAAUAUCCGGAAAGAUUUCCAGGGGGCGAAGGGCGAAGCUCCCAAAAUUUUUUACAAUUUAGGGGUUUCAGAGGCUUAUUUAAUAAAGUUUAGAGUACAAAUAUGUAGAAAAUACAUUUAGUUUUUUUUUUUCUCCCCCGAUGAAUUGUGAUUUUUCUCCCCAACGGGGGCUAUUGACCCACCCCCGCUGCCACCACCUCUUAAUCAAACUAGUUAUCAGUGUCAAGAACUGCACCAGUAAAUUUGGAAGAUUUUUACUUUUUAAAAAGGAUAGAUGUAGCUUUAAUACAAUUACCACUUUCAUAACCUAAGAAUUCCACUUUACGUAUAACGAAAUUAUCCAACGCACCAUGUUUUAUAUUCAGUUUCACCGGCAUGUAAUUCAAAACGACAAACUUAAUAGUUUGAAUCCGUCUAUAAUUUGACCAACCAAUGUGUAAUUAUGUCAACAUUUUUUAGUUAGAUUAAAAUACAUUGCGACAGAUCUUACUAGGCUUACUCUAUUCUAGGUAGAAUGAAAAAUAAACCUAAAAAAACGUA